UUCACAUUCAAGUUUUAUAAAAGUUGAUGAGUCAUGGUAAAUGCUAUCAUUUUUUUUUUUCAUAUCCACCAUUAUCGGAGUAACCAUCGCUCUCUCUGUUCUAACAGUUUAAUCUAAGUCGAUAACGCAACAAAAAUAUCGUAAUUAUAUAUAAUUUAAUUUACGGUUUUAGUAAACAAAAUAACCUCCAACGUGAAGGACAUGAAAAUUAUAACCAGGGAUGAUAUUGAUUUAACUAAACAAUGUACAUGGAAACAAAAGGAACUAGAAGAAUUUAGAGAUAUGGUUUUAAAAGAGACAGAACUGAAUUCCAGAACCGAUGAUAUCUUUUUACUCGGGUUUUUAAGAUCAAGGAAAUAUGACAAAGAAAAUGCGUUACAAUUAUUAAGAAAUUAUUAUUCAGUCAGAAGACAUGUCAAAGAACUAAAAAAUCUAACACCAUCGGCUUUAGAACACGUUUUACAAGAAAAUGUCAUGGGAUAUUUAUGCAUUGAUGGUGAAAAAUUCUUGGGAUUUGGAAGAGCGAGUCACUGGGAUACGACAAAAAUAUCUGCAAUAGACUUAGGAAGAUGCAUAAUGCUUUACAUUGAUCUUGCAUUAAAUAUUCAUUCCUUUCAAGUAAAUGGAGUUUCAAUAAUUGUAGAUGCUAAAACUGUAUCGUGGAGACACGUCGUUCAAUUAACUCCUAGAGUAGUUAAACUACUUGUAUCAUGCUUUUAUAAAACUCUCCCAGUAUCAUACAAGAGCAUUCACUUUGUUAAUAUGAAUGCUUAUCUCCUUGGCAUCCAUGCAAUGUUUCGUCCUCUAAUCCCGAAGAAAAUAAGACAGAGGGUACAUGUUCAUGGUUCGAACAUGGAAGCUCUUCAUAAAGAAAUCGAUCCAAAGUAUCUUCCUGUAGAAUUUGGAGGAACUUUAAAUUCUUUCGAUUGGUCCAGUCCGAAUCAACUGAUAAUGGAAAACGAAGAAUUUUAUGUAGAAAAUGAAAAAUACUGGAAUAAUUAA
This is a messenger RNA of Centruroides sculpturatus (bark scorpion), 1002 nucleotides long. Its product is annotated as alpha-tocopherol transfer protein-like. The record is from RefSeq and is a predicted model, not a curated record. Lineage: Eukaryota; Metazoa; Arthropoda; Arachnida; Scorpiones; Buthidae. Gene Ontology annotation, molecular function: phosphatidylinositol bisphosphate binding. Gene Ontology annotation, cellular component: membrane. Bases 202 to 1002 code for a protein of 266 amino acids. The transcript is spliced from 5 exons.